UGUGUUUUGGUUUAAAAAAUACAUAAGUAUGUUCUCUGAAGCCUUUGCCCCAUAUGUAUAUGUAAAUGCACAUGCUAAAUAUGUGUCUGUAUCUGCAUAUAUCAGUUGUGUUACUGUGAGUGUACAUACAACUAUAAUAAUUGACCACAUAAACUACCAAUUAUAUCUGAAACUGAUUGUCUGCAUGUGCAACUACUGCAGUUAAUCACACAACCAUGGUAAUCGUGCAUGCACUUACUUGCAGUCUUCUUAUAACUUAGCUCACAAUAUUCUAAAACUUCAGUGCUUAUCAAAUAUCAACAGAUAUUUAGUAAUGCAAUUUCCACUAAGGCAAAUACAUGGAAGUAUAACAACCACUGACCCUACCCAUCAUGGGGUACGUCUACACAAUGGGACUAAAUCCAAAAUAAGUCUUAACCUAGAAUAACGAUGACCGCAAGAGAAACAUCUGCGCAUAAAAGGACAGUUAUUCCUCAAUCCCAAGAGAGCUUCCUUCCGUUUGAUAUAAAUGCAUUGUCCCCACAACAAAGACAGAGGUAUCUAGCGUUUGCUGAGCCCACUGAGGAACCAGUGAAAUCCAUGCUGGCCUCAGACAUCUUUAUGAUGGAUGAAAUUUCUCACACGUACUCCAAGUACGAAAGGGAUGCAGAGCAAAGGAAACAGGACAGAGUUAUUGGGCUGCUCAAGGCUGCAGAAGCCCGGAGCCGCCUUCGAAACGUGAGGCUCCGAUUUCAGAACAUGAGAGCUCAGGAAAUAAACCAUCUGAUAGCCUGCCAGAAAACUGCCAGAGGCGCUGUGAGACUGGAGGUGUUUCUUCCACCCCGAAAGAACAUUCAGAAACUAGCAGAUAACUUGGACAGAGUUCAGCUGGAUUUCAGGGCACUGAGCACCACUUGUUUCCUUGGACAGCACACCCCACCUUUGCGAUGGCUGCAGCAUGGGUUUAUAUAGUCUGUGAAGCACUUUGAGGUCCCUUGAGAGGCAAGGAGCUAUAUUAAUGUGACUCGUGGCAAAACAGAUAAUGUGUUACAGUUCUAUGUAAAAUUAGCUAUUGGACAGAUUAAUUAUAAAUGAUCUUUGCCCAGUUCCUGCCUAAUAACGGCAGGAAAAGCAGCUUUGCUGCUUGCUGUCUGUGACUGUUUAUUAAAGACCAUUUCCUUUAGAGUGGCAGCUAAAAUACAAGGUAUCAUGCUGGAUUUGCCUCUGCCUUUCCUGCCUGGGCUCCCCUCCCCCCUCUGCCAGAAUUUGUAAACAUGUCUUUCUGCUUUACUCCUGACUGCCUGGAGCAGAUUCCUGGGAUGUUAAUGCCAGAUACAGCAGAGGCCUUGGAGUGCUGAGAAGGGCAGACAGUCCCACAGCUGUAACAAGAUGGAACUGGAUUACAGCACAAAGAGCAUGUGCACACAAUGGAAUAGUCUAGAAAAGCCCACCUCAGCGUUUCCAGGCAACUGUACCAAUGUAUUAGACUGGCCUUAGCCAUCCCAGAUGUACGUACCACCUCUCCUUCCAUUGUGAGCAGCAACCCUGAAUGGAUGUAAGAGGGAGCUUUUCAGAAAACCCAGACUUCUUCAAAGGCUGGACUGCACACAGCUGAAUUAGUGAUUGGCAGCAUUGAUGCACUUGGGCCAGGUACCAAUUAAUGCCAGAGGGCGGGGAUCUGGAUUAACAGAUACAAAAGCAUGAAGUACUGUACACAGUGCUAGAAUUUGUGUCUCCUGGGGAACCACAGACAAAGUCUUGAUCAAUGUAACUGCUGCACAAAAACAGGAAAUUGCCCCUCCCUUCAUCGGAACAGAGGAAGAGGCUACAUGCCCACAUCUGUGUCAGAACAGUGCCAGUGAAACUGGGUGAUUGUUCCAAGCACCAAGCAAAGGGGCAAAUUAGUCACCUGAAGAAGCAAUAGUACAGCUCUGACAGCUUUUCUAGAGCACCAGCUCUAGGAACAUUUAACACUAGCCUGGACCAAGGUCUCAAAAAUAGAUUGCUAGGAGAUCCCUGCGCUGGCAGAGGGGUGGCUCACAUGACCUACAACAUCGUGCCCAUCUCUCGUUUCUGAGGGCGAAGUCCUGACCCCAUUUAAGUUCCAUGCUCCUCUCCACAUUCUUUCCUUCAUUGGCAGUGUCCGCUGGGAAGCCUAUGAUCAGAUCCAUAUUGAGGCCGAACAACAACUUUCUCUCAGCUAGAAAUGGUUCCUCCAGAAAAGAAUUGAGGCACUUUGGUGGGGGAUUGUGAGGGGAACAUUCAUUAUUAUUGUCUCAAUUUGAUGUUUCCUGUGGCAGAGGAUAUUUGUGGUGAAAACAACCUGCCUAAGCAUCGAAUCCAUUGCAAAAAGAAAAAUAGAGAAGCUUUAUUUGUUAGCUUCCCUGCUUCAUUCCCAUGUGACUUUUUUUUUGCUUGCAGGUGUAACUUUUGAAAUAGCUUUUGAUCACGCAUUGUUGCAAUGGACAGCUUUGUGCUAUUGUUCAGACUUUCACUGCUUCUUGUCUUUG
Pelodiscus sinensis (Chinese soft-shelled turtle) is the source of this 2489-nucleotide messenger RNA. It is a transcript of the gene LKAAEAR1, whose product is annotated as LKAAEAR motif containing 1. NCBI's taxonomy places the organism in Eukaryota, Metazoa, Chordata, Testudines, Trionychidae. The record is from RefSeq and is a predicted model, not a curated record.